AUGACUCUGCCUCAGUGUGUGGGGCAGAAGAUGGAGAUGCAGGCUGGAGCUCACCCCCCUCCACCCUGGUCUUCCUGCCCAGGGAUGGAGCCUCUCCCCUGGGCUCGUCUGCCACGCAUUCCCUCUGCCCUGGAGCAAGAGACGCAAAUGGGCCAGGGCAAUGGAGAGGAGAGGCGGAGGAGGAAGAGAGGAGGGGAAAUCCUGUACCAAACCGACGGCUCUGCUUAUGUCCUGGAGAGCAGAGAGGGCACGCCCGAAUUUUUGCUCUCCUCUCUCUCGUCCUCCCCUCACACCUCUAUCAUCAACACCUGUCACAUUUCCUCCUCCAUUCUGCACCGCCGCUCUCCGGCCACGCCCCUUCCCGCCUCCGGCCCGGCCCUCCACAGCUUCCGUGUCUUCCGUCUGGGUCAACGCGACGACACAGACCGCCCGACGACCGGCGACAGCCCCCGUUCGGUGUCCCGCCAAUCCAAAGAUAGCUUUCCUGACGAGGCGGGACAUUCUGGAACCAGGGGGCAGCCGCCGAUUGGUCGGAGCGGAAACCGCCCGGUCCUGAUGUGCUUCCUGUGCCGUUUGUCGUUUGGCCACGCCCGGUCAUUCAUAAGCCACGCCUCUCAGAGGCACUCCGUCACCCUUAGCGACGAGGAACGGCACUUGCUCUCCUGCAGCGACACCUUGUCCGUUCUGCAGCCCGUGGGUCCGGGCGAACCGCCGCUCCUCGGCUUCCUGGAACCAAAAAACAGCAGCGAGCCCUCUCCAACUCCCCAAAUGACGUCUGUGCCCCUUGAGGGACGUAGCUUGCCGGGUGGCAAAGACGGCACGGACACGCAGCAGGCCUCUCUGCGGCACUGCCCUCUCACAGUGGGGGUGCAAAACGCACCCCAAAACCCCACGCCUACCUCAGCACCACACCCCGCCAAAGAUCCCCAAACUCUCCACCAGGCGCCAGGGAGAGAGGGCAGUCAGAGAAGGGAGGAUGUGGAGGGAUGGAAGACGGAUAGAGGGAUGGGGAGAGAGGGAGGGGAGAGUUUGAGUUGUUUCGAGCGCAGCAGCAGCGAGGAGGCUGCUUUCACAAACCAAAGCAUUUCCAAAUCUCUGUCUGUUUUGUCUUGUCCAAACCUUGUCCAGCCUUCCAAUAGCAACAGAACAGCAACGAGCUUUACAGACAACACCAAAUCUCACAUGGGCUCUGAGUCGCAGUGCCAGAGAACCAGCUUUAACUGCCCCGCGCCCUCAUUCCCCAUCGCGGUGACCCCAGAGAAAGGCACUGCCGCCAGGGAUUAUGGGACGGAAUGUUCUCCCAGCCCCGCCCCUUCCUUUAGGCCAGCCACGGACGAAUGUGCCAACCAAGAGAAUGCCACGGCAACAACACAACCAAAUGACGUGUCAGAGAGAGGCAACGCCAUAGCAACGGAACCAAACGAUCCUGCGGAGAUGGAAGAAGAUGAACAGGCUGGCAGUCAAACAUGGCAAGCCAAUCACCCUCUCAGCCACCUGCGUGGCCACACCUCUGUCCCUCCCCAGAGCCAGUCCAGCCUACCUGGAUUUGAAGAGGGCCCUUCAGACACAGGAUCAGGAGGUUUAGGUGGUUCUGGAGGUUUGGUUGUCAUGGGAGACAGCGUGCCAAGUUCGUCCUAUUCUCUCGGAGGUUCCGUGACGGUAAUGCAGUCGCGCAACUCCUGCAAGACGCUAAAGUGCCCAAAGUGUAACUGGCACUACAAGUACCAGCAGACGCUUGAGGCCCACAUGAAGGAGAAGCACACGGAGUCGGACAGCGGGCAGUGCCCUUACUGCAGCACUGGGCAAAGUCAUCCGCGCCUGGCACGGGGAGAGACCUACACCUGUGGGUACAAACCUUUCCGCUGCCAGGUGUGUCAGUACUCCACCACCACCAAGGGCAACCUGAGCAUCCACAUGCAGUCCGACAAACACCUCCACAACAUGCAGAACCUCCAGGGCGGCUCGGAACCUGCGUUCACACACGCUCACGCACAAGCUCUGCCGAGCGGAGGCUCCGCCCCCUGUCCGACUCCAACAAACGCCCUGCAUCCACCUCACGCACACCCGCCCCCUCACCCCACCCAGGCCACGCCCCAGGUGGGCGGGACCUGCAGCUCCCCCUCCCCUUCGAAGCCAACACGCGGUCGAGCCGCGUGGCGCUGUGAGGUCUGUGACUACGAGACAAACGUGGCGCGUAACCUGCGCAUCCACAUGACCAGCGAGAAGCACACGCACAACAUCCUGCUGCUGCAGCAGAACCUGGCACACCUGCAGCGCCAGCGCGGGGUGGCACGUCUCGCCCCGCAUGACACAGACCUGUACCACUACUACCUGUCCCAGACCGGACCGCCGUCUGACCGCAAACCGAACCCUGACGCUCCCCGGGCCUCCCGGCCGACGGAGGCUCGUCAGAGAGCGUCCAGACAGGGGCUGUUUGACUGUGGACUUUGCGGCCGUUUCUCCUCCGACAGCCUGGAGGGCGUGAGCCAGCACCUGGCCACGCCCCGCUCGCUCCCAGAAGCCGAGUGGAGGAGCACAGCGGGUGAUGCCCACCUGUGCAGGCUGUGCCAGUAUGCCACGCCCCUGCGUGCCAACUUCCAGCUGCACUGUCAGACGGACAAGCAUCUGCAGCGUUACCAACUGGCUGCUCACCUGCGUGAGGCUGCCGCCCAUCGUCAUGGAAACAGUGAGGAAGAGGAUGAGGAGGAGGAAGAGUGGAGGCUCAGGUGUGUGGCUGGGGGCAGCCCAGUACAGCUCAGGUGCAAUGUGUGUGACUACGACACAAGCAGUCUGGAGAAACUGAAACUACACACCGUGAGCUCCAGGCACGACGCAAACCUCAGACUCUAUAAGUAUUUACUCCAGUUGGACAGUGUGAGGUCGGAUGGCGACUGGCUCCACUGUGUUCUGUGCGAUUACUCCGCCCACAGCACCCUCACUAUGGUGCAGCAUUCCCAUUCGCUGAGCCACCAGAGAGGGGAGGGGCUUCGCAAGCUUCAGCGAAUCCAAAACGGCCUCCAAGCUGAAGAGGAGGAGAUUAGCGCUGUCUUCACCAUCAGAAAAUGUCCCGUUCAAGACAAAGGAGAGCUGAAUGAGGUGGAACUGGCUGAUGACAGCAGCGCAGACCAGGAGGACCAAACCAAAGAGGCAGACCAAGGGGGGGGGAAAGAGAUUGCCACAGGACAAGGGCUCUCUCUGGUUAAGGAUAGGGAACAGACUGCGUCCUCUCCCCGACCCAAACAUGCUCUCUCUGGGCCAGACGAGACUGACACACUGACCCCAUCCUCCAAACACCCACGAAGCGAGGAGGAAGAGGGUGAUGAAGAGGAGACUGGAGUUGAACAGAUGCUGCAGUGUCCGUUCUGUCAUUUUUGUCAUGUGGAUGUUGAGCACUUGAGAAGUCAUGUGAUGACCCAGCAUGCUGUUCAGCCGACUCUGCGCUGUCCACUUUGCCAGGAAACACUGCGCAGCGUCUCACACCUGCGCACACACCUCAUGCACCUGCACAGCGUCACAGCAGAAUGUACACAGAAACUCAUUAACACGGUGAUUGCGUCAGAUGUGCUGCCAGACAGCUUGUUCCAGCCGGUGCCGGGUUCUGGAGGAGACGGCCCCAAAGUCCAGAAGACCGCAGCAGACCUCAGCUCAAAUGGCACAGCAAAGCCGACUGAUUCACAGGUGGACACUGAGAACAGGGCACCAUCUCCAUCUGAUGGGUUUAAGCCCAGUCAGUCCCCCCUGGACGAUGUUGAAUCCACCAAGGAAAACACUGCUACUUUCCCUUGUUGUCAUAAGGGCUGUAACAAAGUCUUCACGACUUCCAGCGCCUUGCAAACACACUUCAACCAAACCCACAACCAGCUGCUCCAGAUGCCCAUUUCUGACCGACAUGUCUAUAAGUAUCGUUGCAACCAGUGCAGCCUAGCCUUCAAAACGCCCGAAAAGCUACAACUGCACUCCCAGUACCAUGCUAUCAGGGCAGCCACCAUGUGCUGCCUUUGCCAACGCAGUUUCCGCAGCCUGCAGGCUCUGCGGCGCCACCUAGAGACCAGCCACCUGGAGCUGAGUGACACCCAGGUACAACAGCUGUAUGGUGGAAUUCUGACAAACGGAGAUGGCCUGGGUUCAGGUGAUCUGGGAUUCAGUGAGGAGCAAGGUGCACCUGGAGAUGAUGGGCCAAAGGAAGAAGAAGAGAGUGACCCAGAGGAGAAACCAAGCCCCACUGGCACUGACUCUGCUUUGAUUCCAGAUGAAUCUGCGCCCGAUCCAAAGCAUUCCAUCCUGCCGCUCCGAAAAGGCCCAAACCUCACCAUGGAAAAGUUCCUGGAUCCAUUAAGACCUUUCAAAUGCACCGUGUGCAAGGAGUCUUUCACACAGAAGAACAUACUUUUGGUUCACUAUAACUCAGUUUCACACUUGCACAAGGUUAAGCGUUCCCUACAGGACUCCUCGGCAGGCUUGAUGGAAUCAGUCAGUAGCACAGAUCACAAACCAUUCAAGUGCAGCAUUUGCAAUGUAGCUUACAGCCAGAGCUCAACACUAGAAAUACAUAUGCGCUCUGUCCUACACCAAACAAAAGCUCGUGCAGCCAAACACGAUCCCUCUGGGUCAGGUACCACCUCAGGCAGCCCUGUGCAAGGCAAGGUGGUUAGUUCCACAGGCAGCCUAACCUCUGGAGCUCCUUCAGCCCUAAAAUCCAUGACUUCAACCAAAAACACUAGCUUUACUUCUCCAGCCCUUGGCCAAACUCAGCUGAGCCAGCAACUGAACACUAAAAACCAUGUUUCUUCAGCAAACUCAGCCACUGCAAGUCCAUCCCUAUCAGAGAAUAGUGAUGCCAAGAGAAAGAUUUUGGCAGACAUCAUAGCCUCCACAGCCCAGCAGCAACAAAAAUUGUUAAAACAGCAGCAGCUGCAGCAACAACAACAGCAGUUAGCUCAAGCUCAGGCCCAACUGCAGCAGGACCUCCAACAGAAAGCAGCCCUGCUUCAGUCCCACCUCUUCAACCCGGCACUUUUACAGCACUUCCCUGUGGCAACAGAGGCUCUCCUGCCACUGCAACAGCAGCAACUGCUUCUGCCUUUCCUCCUCCCUGGUGGAGAGUUCCAUUUAAACCCAGAGCUAAAGCUCAAGACCUCGGGCCUUAAUAUCAGCCCAGCCAAGCUCUCUCCAUCUACUGUUCCCUCUGAGUCAUCAAAGACAGAUGAUCCGAACUCUCGGCUCCAGCAGCAGAAGAAGGGAGGAGAUGCAGUCCAGUUUGCCCCAGCAGCACACCUUGAGAUGACUGCACCUGAUCUCAAAGCUGAAAGAAAGAUCCGCACUCCUCAAAGUGAGAACAGCAGGGAUGGACACAGUGAGAAAGAGAUAUCUGAGAAAAAAGAUAACCUGAGCUCUGAAGAGAGACCAAAUGGUGUAACAGCUGAAGAUGCAGAAGAAUUGCUUGAAGGAUCACAUGUUAGUGGAGAGAAUUACCAAGGGUUCCCUCUACCAAGAAUUGCUUAUGAUGCACCAGGAAAUGCCUCAAGAGCUCUGCUUGAAAACAUUGGCUUUGAGCUUGUCAUACAGUUUAAUGAAAACAAACAGCAUGGUCAAAGUAAGCCAGCUGCAGUGGGGCCAGAUGGGCAAGAUGCCAAAGAGGCAAACAAUUUAGAUGUAUUUCAAAAGCUCAGUUGUGAGACCUGCGGAAAGCUCUUCUCGAAUGCACUGAUUCUAAAAACCCACCAGGAACACAUUCACCAGGCCAUCUUCCCCAUACAGUCAUUGGAGAGAUUUGCCAAAGACUACAGAGAACAAUAUGACAAACUUUUCCCCUUGAGACCUACAUCCCCUGAAGCUACUCCAGCCCCACCCUCUCCUACCCAGCCUCCCCCUGUCCCACCACCUCCUCCAGCUCCACCUCAAACCCAGUCAAUUAAACCACCAUCAACAUCAAGUAUUCCUGCCUGUAUGACCUCUGCCAGUUCCGCUAAAGUUUCCGCUCUACAGGCCGAAGCUCCGAUGGCUCCAGUUCCCUUACCCAUGGACCUACCACUAUUUCCUCCACUCGUGAUGCAUCCAGUACCCAUCCCAUCUCUCCCCCCCCAGGUCCCAGUUCAGCAGCCACCUUUAGAUGUUCCUCUUAACCAAGACCUUGCCCAUCUUUAUCAGUCACAGCUGACCCCUGCCAUGCUGCAGCAGCAGGGCAAGAGGCCGCGGACCAGGAUCACAGACGAACAGCUAACGAUUCUGCGCCAGUACUUCAACAUCAACAACUCCCCAAAUGAGGAUCAAAUCCUGGAAAUGGCCAACAAGUCUGGCCUGCCACACAAAGUAAUAAAGCACUGGUUCCGGAAUACCCUGUUCAAGGAGCGCCAACGCAACAAAGACUCGCCGUACAACUUCAACAAUCCACCUAUUACCACACUAGAAGAUGUAAAAGUGGACCCCAGGCCACCCUCUCCUGAAAAUCUGAGGCAGGAGAACUACGGUGGCAAGAGGUGUUCAAGGACCAGGUUUAGUGAUUAUCAGCUGAGGGUCCUGCAGGAUUUCUUUGAUGCCAAUGCGUACCCGAAAGAUGAUGAAUUUGAGCAGCUUUCCAGCCUCUUGAGUCUGUCUACACGCGUGAUUGUGGUAUGGUUUCAAAAUGCUCGUCAGAAAGCCCGAAAGAACUACGAGAACCAAGGAGAUGGCAGCAAAGAAGGAGAACGCAGAGAGCUUUCUAAUGACCGCUACAUCCGCACUUCCAGCAACAACUAUGAGUGCAAGAAGUGCAGCAUGGUCUUCCAACGUAUUUUUGAUCUCAUUAACCAUCAGAAAAGGCUGUGCUACAGGGAUGAGGAUGAGGAUACGCACUACGAUAGCCAAAGUGAAGAUUCCGCAGACAACAAACAUGACGACUACAGCCCGUUUGGAUCGUCAUGCCUUACGCCAACACCCUCCUGCUCUGGCCUGUCAGGCACCACUGAACUCAACACCAUUGCCAAUGCCAAGUCCCCUGUUGAAGAGCUCUCACAAACAGUUAAUGCCUCAGAUACCAACACUGAGAAACUCUGUCCAUCAGCUGAGGCAUCCAGUGAGUUGCAGCUGGAUAAUAGCACUGGAAGUGAAAAGCCACACACACAGACAGAGCAGCCAAAGCUUCCUUGUGAAGAAAAGCACCAGACCCAUCCAAAGACUCCCAGAAUUCACUCUCCACCCACUUCCCAUCAACAGCAGCACCCGAACCCACCUGUGUCCCAGACAAGCCCAGUGCCAUCAACAGUUCCCCUAACCAGUAUCAAUUCCUUGGUCACUCCUGGCCCUCUGCAGAAGCUUCCCCAGCAGGUGACACCAUACCACUGCAUCCAGUGUAAGGUGAGCUUUCCCUCUUUUGAGCAUUGGCAGGAGCACCAGCAGCUGCAUUUUCUUGCAGCUCAAAAUCAGUUUAUUCCCCCACAGUUCCUCGAUCGCCCUCUGGACAUCCCGUUCGUGAUGUUUGAUCCCACUAAUCCUCUCCUGACAAGUCAGCUGCUUUCUGGAGCUUUUCCGCAGAUUCCUACAAAUGCCCCGUCUUCUCCUGCCAUCCCUGACUCCUUGAACACCAUAAAUUCCUUGAAGAGAAAACUGGAAGAGAAAGCAGGUUCUAGUAUGGACAAUGACUGGGAUAAUAAUGGAGAGGAGCCACAGCGAGACAAACGCAUGAGGACCACCAUCACUCCAGAACAGCUGGAAGUUCUAUACCAGAAGUACCUGCUGGAUUCCAACCCAACCCGCAAAAUGCUUGACCACAUAUCUAGUGAGGUGGGCUUGAAGAAAAGAGUAGUUCAAGUGUGGUUUCAAAACACCAGGGCUCGUGAAAGGAAAGGCCAGUUUCGAGCUCUUGGUCCAGCUCAAGCUCAUCGCCGCUGCCCCUUCUGUCGAGCUCUUUUCAAAGCUCAAACUGCUCUGGAUGCCCAUAUUCGUUCCCGCCACUGGCAUGAGGCCAAAAGUACUGGGUACACCUUGCCAGUCUCCUUUAUGCCUCAGGAUCAGGAAGAUUCACAAGUCAAGAUGGACCCCCUUGAUUUUUCCAGUUACUCUCACUUUUCCAACUUAAACAAUAAUUUAAUUAAUUUAAGCAGUAGUGAUGAGCAGCACUACCCUAUAUCUCCUGCUAGCAGGUGCAUGGAUUUGUCCUCAAACCAGCGGCGUCUCAGCCCCAGACCUUUAAAAAUUGAGGAGACAGAUGAUAUCGAGAAUCUCUCUGUGUCCCCUGGGCAAAAGGCUUAUGAACAGAGCAAACCUGAUGAAGAUGAAAACUCCCCUCUGAACAUGGCCCAGAAUAACACCACAGUGCCUGAUGAUGGCAGCUGUUCUGCAGAGGCUAAACACAACAGUAGUCCACUACUGUCCCCUACUGCAGAGAGAGAUGCCUCCUCAGAAAACGACGACAAAAUGUCUUUGGGUUUGGUGAGCCCUGCAAUGAGUUUCAGUGCUAAAGACUUUGAGAAUGACAUGGUGGUGGACUACAGUGAGAACUCCAGUCUGGCUGAUCCUGCUUCUCCCUGUCCUGGAGGUUCCAGCAGCCAAAGUAUGGAUGGAGACCGCCAAGGCCAAAAACGCUACCGUACCCAGAUGACCAACUUGCAGGUGAAAGUGCUCAAAGCAUGCUUCAAUGACUACAAGACCCCCACUAUGUUGGAGUGUGAGGCACUGGGUAAUGAGAUUGGACUUCCCAAGAGAGUGGUGCAAGUGUGGUUCCAGAAUGCACGUGCUAAGGAGAAAAAAGCCAAGCUUAGCCUGGCAAAACAAUUUGGUGGAGAAAGCUCCUCAACUGAGAGGCCAAGAAAAGAGUGUACGCUCUGUGGUGUCAGGUAUAGUGGCUGUCUCUCUGUUCGUGAUCACGUGUUCUCCUCUCAGCAUCUUGCAAAUGUCAAAGAGGCUCUUGGAGGCCAGAUGGAAAAGGAAAGAGAAUACUUGGACCCAGGCAUCGUUCGCCAGUUGAUGGUUCAGCAGGAAGUGGACCGGGUAAAGAAGGCCAGUGAGGUUCUGGGAGUGGCCCAGACUGUUCAGAGGCCAGGGGCUUUUGACCAGUUGGCCCCUGUGAACCCGUCAUCUGCAUAUUCUAGUCUCCAGUCAGUGGCCGCUGCAGGGUUACCAGGGAUUAGUUUCACCUCACAGAAAUCUGGUGCCAGUCAGGCUCCCUCCAAUGGAUUAACAAGAAGGAAUCCUGUAUCAUCUGCCACUUCCUUUGCUACCUCUGAUAAAGACCUAGCCCACACAGGCAGCUCUGUCUCCAGCCCAAAAGACACACAGCCAGACCUGAAGAUCCAACUUUCCAAAGAAAACCUCAGUGAGAGUAAAGAGAGGCUUAAAGAGAAGACUGAGCAGAUCCCUACAGGGAACGAUGCUCACCCAACCUCCGCCGGCACCAGUAAAGAGAAACCAGACACCUCUGCCACGGCAACACCUGCACCAAAAUCUAGCAAGGAGUUUGAAAUGGAUGUGGCCCAGCUCCAAGCCCUUCAAGCAGCCAUGGUGACAGACCCUACCAGCCUGCUCACCAAUCCCUUCCUGCCGUGUCUCAUGCCAGGAUUUCCUCCGUAUUUCCAGCCGCAGAUCCCUGGUGCUUUGCCUGGUGGGUUCUUGCAACCCAUGUAUGGAAUGGAGGGAGUGUUCCCGUAUGGUCCAGCACUGUCUCAGCCUGUUAUUGGUCUUUCACCAGGCUCCAUACUACAUCAGUACCAGCAAUAUCAGCACACCCUGCAGGGGGCACUUCAGCUACAGCAACAAAGACUUCAGCUCCAACAGAAGCAGCAGCAGCAACUACAGAAACCCAAAGCAAGUCAAACCCCUGUUCCACUUCACACCCAGGACAUGUCCAGCACCAAAGAACCUGUCCUGGAACUUGAGAAGACAGGAGCAUCCUCCAACAAGCACUCCACUGCUUCUUCACAACACUUAUCUUCUAAGCAGACACUUCCCUCUAAGCAGCCAGAUAUAGCUAAUUCCCUUUCCAGUCAGGACUGCCGUGAGAGGGGAGAGGGUGGUUGUUUGCAUGACUGCCUGGUCUGUGAGACCUCCUUCAGAGGGAAGGAAGAACUCAGCCGGCACCUGGAGUCCCCUGAGCACAAACACAGAGUGGCAGAGCGACAGAAUGCCAAAGAGCAUGCCAUUCCUCUAUUACCUCGCACCACAACUUGCAACCCUGCUCCCUAUGCCGUAUCUACCUCACAGUCCAACUCACCAAACAACCAGAUUACCCCUACAGUGACUUUGUCCAAAACUGCAGUGCUAGCAAGUUCUUUGUCCUCCUCAUCCUCCUCUUGCACUUCCACUCCAACAGAUGUUGCCCAACAGACUACAAAAAGCCACUCUCCUCAGACCCUGUCCCUGUCGAGAGCUUUACCUGGGGCAUCUGACCCCUCCUUUACCUCGGCCUCACCCUCCCCACAGUCUCUCUCACCCCUAGUGGUUACCUCAAGCUCCACUGGCCUUGCCGCAGCUCAUUCUCCAAUACCAACAGACCACGCUGAUGAUGACCAGAGGCCCGUGGAGGGACAGAGUAAGAUAAGCAUGAAGGAGGGGCAGGAGGGGAAGAGCGCCCCCAAAGACUGCUGUGGGUAUAGCAGCUACCUGUCCUUUCUAGGAACAGAUUCUGUGGGAUUGUAA
Chanos chanos (milkfish) is the source of this 10608-nucleotide messenger RNA. RefSeq names its product zinc finger homeobox 3a (gene zfhx3a). Gene Ontology annotation, biological process: regulation of transcription by RNA polymerase II; regulation of neuron differentiation. The coding region runs from base 1 to 10608 and encodes 3535 amino acids. Gene Ontology annotation, cellular component: nucleus. The record is from RefSeq and is a predicted model, not a curated record. Gene Ontology annotation, molecular function: zinc ion binding; DNA-binding transcription factor activity, RNA polymerase II-specific; RNA polymerase II cis-regulatory region sequence-specific DNA binding. NCBI's taxonomy places the organism in Eukaryota, Metazoa, Chordata, Actinopteri, Gonorynchiformes, Chanidae. The transcript is spliced from 9 exons.